UCUUAUUAUCCAUCUUUAUUUCUUAUAUAAUUAGAUGUUAAUAGACUUAUAUUUGACUGUUUCUAAAGUGAAGUUAUUUGUCCAUAUUUAAAAAUAGCUCAUACUUAUUGAAUACCAAUUUAUUUGCAUUCUAGAUUUGUGUAAAAUAAUUUAGUUAUAUACUAAUUUAUCCAGCUUGUGUACAUAUUCCAUUUGCAUAUAAAAAUAAUAUAUUUGCUAGGUGGGUGAGUUUUUUCUUCAUGUAAAAUUAUUUAUCUAUAUGUAACUAAAUUGUUUUCAAUGCCAAGUUAUUUGUUUGCUUUGUAGAUUAAAUUGUUUGGUGAUAUUGACUCAUUUGUUCGUGAUAUUUAUUUUCUAUUAUUUAGUCUAUACAAUAAAAUGUUUGUGAUGUUUAAUGUUUUGUUCGUUGUACAUUAUUAUUUGUUCGUUAUAUUUAAUUUGUUUAUUUGUAAAAGCAAUUAUUUUCUCAUGUUGUUAAAAUAUUUGUUCGCAGUAGCCGAAACUAUUUUUUUAUAUUAAAAAUAUUUUUUCAAAAUAUCGUGCAAACAUAGGCAAGUGUGGUCUUAUUUUGAAAAUCUUAUUGCAAGAAAUACAGUGGUGCAAUCAGAAUUUAAUCUGGAUGCUCGGUUUAAUAGUUGCUUUUUAGUUUGAAAUUUGCAUGCAUACAUAUGGGUGACGUUAUCAUUAUUGUCUAUUUCUGCAUGCAUGCAUAAAUUAUCUCUUUUAUUUAGCUCUAGCUGGCAACAUCCGUGCUAAGGGGCUAACGUACGGCCCAAAACAACAUCCGCACCCGUGCAGGAAUUAAAUAGCAUGAUGAUGCUCGGUGGAACUAUCAUCUCAAACGAUGUCUAAUCGCGCCUGCUUGAGCCGCGGUGGUUGGCACGAUCCGCGACCGCACCUGCUGAAAAUAUCUAGUUUUCUGGUUGGAGUCUUGGGGCUGAAAAUCGGAACCUUGUUGAUAGUUGAAGGAUCAAAUAUACGUAUUGGUUUUUGAAAAUGAAAAAUUCCAGUGGUCGAAUGUUUCUUUUUCAGAAACCUCGUUGAUAGUUGAAGGAAGUUAGUUUGCCUAGACGACCUCGAUUCUAUUGGGCCGUGUACUGACGCAAAGACGACAGGAAACGCACGAUUGGGCCUCUCAUUCAGUAUUCCUCACGAGCAAGGCCUCAAGAAAGGCAACACACUCGUCCAAAGAAAAAAGAAAAAGAAAAAAAGCAGCACACUGACACUGGGACCCACGGGGGCGAUCCCGGUCAACCCCGACCUCUAGCGGCCCCGGCCACCACGUCACGGCCGACGCGGACGCUGGCCUCCCGCACAGCAUAAACAAACGCAAACGCAAACCGACCCCGGCUAAGAAAAGUCGCCUCCAGAGGAGACCCGGCAAAUCCAGAAGGCGAACGCAACCACCCCAGCGCGCGCCACCUCGGAACCGAACAGGAACCGCCGCCUUCUUGCCGCGAAAGAAAGAAGGUCGACCGAAUCCGCGUCGGCGACCAGCUGGCCAGCCCAACCUAUAAAAAUCCCAACAUCGCCCUCCCCCUCGCUCAUCACGCAAUCAAUCAAUCGAUCCCCAACGCCGCAAGAAACCAAAGAAAGGAUUCCGCACUGCAGAAGCGCGAGGCAAGGCAAGGGAGAAAGAAGAGGCGGCGAUGGCGCGGCGGGGCACGGAGGCGUUCCCGGAGCUGGGCGCGCACUGCGACGAGGCAGACUGCAACCAGCUGGACUUCCUCCCCUUCGAGUGCGACGGGUGCGGCGGGGUGUUCUGCGCGGCGCACCGGACGUACCGCGGCCACGGCUGCGCCAAGGCGGCGGACCAGGGCCGCACCGUCGUCGUCUGCCCGGACUGCGGUGACUCCAUCGAGCGGACGGCGCCGGGGCAGACCGAGCCGGAGAUCCUGGACGAGCACGUGCGGUCGCGCCGCUGCGACCCGGCGAGGAAGCGCAAGCCGGUGUGCCCCGUGCGCCGGUGCAAGGAGCCGCUCACCUUCUCCAACUCCAACGACUGCAAGGCCUGCGGCCGGAAGGUGUGCCUGAGGCACCGGUUCCCGGCCGACCACGCCUGCGCGGGGGCGGCGGGCGCGGCCGCGGCCAGGAGGGCCGGCGGGGAGUGCGCCCGGGACGCGCAGAACAUGGGGAGCGGCGGCUGGGCGCUGCCGGCGUCUAUCCGCAACCUCAAGAUAUUUUGACUUUUCAGCUAGUUGCGGUUGCGGGCUUGCAAAAAUUAACGGCAAAAGGCGCGCCGUGGCCUAUGAUUGUGCUUGUCAUGGAUGUUGCGUUGUUCCAUUGCUGCAGAGCAGCACGUCUAAGAAUAUUGAUUUAUAUGAUUGUUCUUAUUUGUUUCAUGUAGGUGUUAAAAAAUGAAUACGAAUG
Molecule: messenger RNA, 2370 nt
Organism: Panicum hallii
Lineage: Eukaryota; Viridiplantae; Streptophyta; Magnoliopsida; Poales; Poaceae
Product: zinc finger AN1 domain-containing stress-associated protein 17-like
Exons: 1
Coding region: 1650-2186 (178 amino acids)
Cellular component (GO): cytoplasm
Molecular function (GO): zinc ion binding
Source: RefSeq, a predicted model, not a curated record